Cornus florida is the source of this 2007-nucleotide messenger RNA. Its product is annotated as aldehyde dehydrogenase family 3 member H1. Gene Ontology annotation, cellular component: cytoplasm. Gene Ontology annotation, molecular function: aldehyde dehydrogenase (NAD+) activity. The transcript has 10 exons. Lineage: Eukaryota; Viridiplantae; Streptophyta; Magnoliopsida; Cornales; Cornaceae. Gene Ontology annotation, biological process: aldehyde metabolic process. The record is from RefSeq and is a predicted model, not a curated record. Bases 239 to 1702 code for a protein of 487 amino acids.
CGCCGGCACGAUAGAUACUCUAUCGACUCUCUCACUUGCCCCCAAAAGGCGGAAGAAUACAACUCUGUUCAAGCUCUCCUUCCUCGUUUCUGCCGUGUGUCUCUCUCUCCUCUCUCCUCUCUCCUCUCUCUCUCUCUAUAUAUACAUACACACACAUAUACAUAUACUGUUGCUUGACUACUCUCUCUCUACUUUUCUCUGUAUUUGACGCUUGCGGUUGUUCCACGACUAUUCUAAUAUGGCUUCGGGAGAUGAGAAGAAGGAGGUGUUCGAUGCAGAAGCUGCGGCUUCAGUGGUGAAGGAGCUCAGAGGCACGUUCGCGUCCGGCAAGACGAGGAGUUACGAAUGGAGAGUUUCGCAGUUGAAGAGUAUGUUGAAGAUGACUGAAGAUCGCGAGAAGGAGAUCGUCGACGCUCUUCGUUCCGACCUCUCCAAACCUGAACACGAAUGUUUCGUCUACGAGAUUGCUCUGCUGAAAUCCGCACUUACUUUGGCACUCAAGGAACUCAAGCGGUGGAUGAUGUCAGAAAGGGUAAAAGCCUCAAUAACUACAUUUCCUUCAUCAGCAGAAAUAGUGUCAGAACCAUUGGGCAUCAUACUGGUCAUAUCAGCAUGGAACUAUCCUUUCUUGUUAUCACUUGAUCCAGUCAUUGGAGCUGUUGCGGCUGGUAAUACUGUGGUUUUAAAACCAUCAGAAAUUGCUCCAGCUACAUCCUCAUUGCUUGCAAAACUCGUAGGGGAAUAUAUGGACAGCUCUGCAAUCAAGGUUGUGGAGGGGGCUGUUCCAGAAACAACUGCAUUACUGGAGCAGAAGUGGGAUAAAAUAUGCUAUACAGGCAAUGGAAGAGUGGGUCGCAUUGUGAUGGCCGCUGCUGCAAAGCACCUUACACCUGUACUUUUGGAGCUUGGAGGAAAAUCUCCUGUGGUUGUUGAUUCAGACCUCAAUCUAACAGUUGCAACCAGGCGGAUUAUUGUAGGCAAGUGGGGAGGCAAUAAUGGGCAGGCGUGUAUUUCUCCUGAUUACAUUAUAACAACAAAAGAUUUUGCUCCAAAAUUGGUAGAUGCAUUGAAACUUGAAUUAGAGAAAUUCUUUGGGAAAGAACCGAUGAAAUCAGAAGACAUGUCUCGCAUUGUGAAUUCCAACCACUUUUCUCGCUUAACAAAACUCUUGGAUGAUGAGAUGGUUUCUGAUAAGAUCAUUCAUGGAGGUCAAAGGGACAAAACCAGCCUAAAGAUUGCUCCCACCAUUUUGCUGGAUGUCCCAGAAGACUCUCUGAUCAUGACUGAGGAGAUUUUUGGCCCCUUACUUCCUAUUCUCACGGUUGGGAAAAUAGAAGACAGUUUUGACAUGAUUAAAUCGAGACCAAAGCCACUUGCUGCAUAUUUAUUUACCAACAACAAGAAGCUCAAGGAGGAAUUUGUGAAAAACAUCACUGCAGGGGGUGUGUGCAUCAAUGAUAUAGCACUACAUCUUGCAGUUCCAACUUUACCAUUUGGAGGAGUUGGGGAAAGUGGAAUAGGUGCAUACCAUGGUAAAUUCUCUUUUGAUGCUUUUAGUCAUAAGAAGGCAGUUCUAUUCCGAAGUUUUCUUGGUGAUGCACCUGCGAGGUAUCCCCCGUACACGCCUGGGAAACUGAGACUGCUGAAGGCUCUACUAAGCGGCAAUAUAUUUGGCAUCAUCCGUGCUUUAUUCCGGUUGUAAGAUUUAAAUCUGCAACGAAGCUCCUUCCUCCAAGAAGCUAAGGUUACUGAAGGAUCCGCAAAGUGGCUGUAUAUUUUUCGUCGUUUGGGCUUUAUACAUGUCUCAUGAGGUAAGCAAAUAACCAUGCAUAAUGUCAAUUGUAGCAUUCUCCAAUGCAAGUUUCCUGCAUCUCUUUGUAUUCUUUUCCAAAGAAGAAUUUUAUGGCACUUGAGAAGUUCAGUUUUUACUCUUCUGGUCCUAAUUUGAAUCAAGUAUUACAAUCAAGCACCAUCUUCUCUUGGCAUCAAUUUAAGUAUUUCUGAUCA